Molecule: messenger RNA, 10364 nt
Organism: Paramuricea clavata
Lineage: Eukaryota; Metazoa; Cnidaria; Anthozoa; Malacalcyonacea; Plexauridae
Source: the annotation of a GenBank genome assembly
AAAACAAUUGAGCAAAAUUCAGAUAGAAAACUUGAACAGUUCGCGCCAAAUCUCGCGUUUCGCGCGUUUUCGCGUAGUCCUGCAUACUGCAUACAUGUAUCAAAUUACUGAUUUUUCGGAAUCCAGUAUGUCAGUAUGUGCCAGUGUAUCAACUGACAUUUUCGCGGAUUUGUUGCAAACUUGCAAUAUGUAUCUUGAACAAGGAAAUGUACAUUUCUGCUAACAACUAACAGACGAAAAUCCAACUCUACUUGGUACUUAAAAGGUAUAUUCGUGUCUUAAUUUGAAAGAAUAAUAGCGAUUUUCGGUGACUCUAUGCUUGUAUCGAAGCGAAACUGCGAAACGAGCGUAUUAAAUAGCAUAGUUUGGCAAUAUAAUUUCAUACAAUUUCCGGCUUCUUUCUAGUGAUGUUAUUGUAUCUACGCAAUGACAGUUUGUACAGAAUUGAUACAAUUGAGUUAAUAGAUGGUUGCUAUCCUCGUAUAACGUACGAUGUGGGAACAUUUGGCAACGAUGGUGUUCGUUCACCUCCACCCACCGAAGAAUAUUCCGUCUCAGAUUUAAACAUUGAACCAGCAUUAUGGGGGAUCAUCUUAAUUUUGGAUAGAGUAUGCGUGGAUGUAAAAAGAAGACGAUUUUCAUGGGCCACAACAAGCGUUGGAAAAAUACUGGACGACGAAGGUAUAAGUUUGAAACGCAUGACUUGUCAGAAGACCAGAAAUAUAUUCGAAUCACGAGGGAUUUUUAUGUGAUAGGCUGAUAGCCUUAUUUAUUUGAGAAAACUGAUUUUAAAUUUUAGUACUUCUUUCGAAGAAUAAUGGGAUAUUGUAUGCUUCAAGAGAGAUAGGAUCUAAUUUAGCGCCCUAAAUGAUAUUUAUUUUAUUAGUACAAUAAAAUAUUUUUGUGUAUCGUCACUCGCAUCGAAAUUGGCAAAUUACACGCACUUCCGGUUCUGUAAUAAAACAAUUAAAACACUUAUCUAAUCUAGCCGCGGGCCUCUUUAUGGGUUUUAGCCUGCGAAUAGGUUUUGAAAAAAAAUGUUUCGUGUUUUCAUGAUUGAGACGUUAGGCAUUAACUAAUAUUACACCUCAAAUUCAAAGUGUCCAAUCAGAACGCUAUAAGUGAUGAUAUAAAGCCCUGGGCAAACUAGGGAACAUUGUUGCGGAAACAUUGUUUCCUGCAAGGCUUAAUGUAUUAUUCCAAACAAACUAACAAACUCAUGCAACAAAUAUAAAGCAACACCAAACUGUAAAUUACAAAGUAAACCUAACCAUUAUCAUAACUCAUGCAGUGGCGCCGUGGGACCCAUGUUUUUUGGGGGGCCAAGGGCAGUUAACUUUUCCGACAAAAAAAUCGCCAAAAAAAUUUCGGUCAGUGUACCAUUUUAGGGGUCAAAAAAUUUUUCCUGACAUACCAAAAUUUUUCGUUACAUCUUAAAAUUUUUGUGUACAUCACCAAUUUUCUCCAUUUAUCCAAAAUUUUCCGAAUAUACCAACGUCGGAAACUUUGACAAUUUCCGACAACAUUGACAAUUUUCCAAAAAUUUCCGACAACAUUCACAAUUUUCCGACGGGUCUCCACAAUAGGGGGGGGCCAUGCCCCCCCCGGCCACAGCGCCACUGAACUCAUGUCAAUCCAGUUAUUAAGUUUGUUGACUUUGUUAUAUGAAAGUUUACCUGAAAAUCAUCGUUUUGAUCACAGGUACAGAAGAUCCUUCAUACAGAACACAUUAUGCAGAUGACGAACGUUACGAGUAUGAUGAUAAUAUUGAUGAAUUAUUUAAUCUUGCUGAGCACCUGAUUACAAUCAGUCAUUCACGAACAAAAAGUAUACGAGAGGUAAUAAGUCAAAUCACAAUAAUUGAACUAAAUAUAUCUUUUCCAGGCAUCAUGUGACAAUAUAAUGAUGGUUCUUGAAUAAUGACAUAUUUCACCACUGUAGUACUUUUAUGUCUACUAGGUAGUGGUUAAGAUACACUCGAGAAAUUACCAGUGGCGAAGCCAGCCCGACAAUUUGGUCAUGCUAUGCAAAUUUUAAAUAAUUAUCAUUGUUCAUUUCUUUAGAAAUUUAUUGUUUUCACAGUGUUUGAACAUGGAAAUAUUUGCAUAGCAUGACCAAAUUGUCGGGCUGGCUUUGCCACUGGAAAUUACAGGAUCAAACUAGCUGAAAAAUGUUGAACGGCCUUCACUCAAAAUGUUGAAGUUGUUGUAUAAUUCAACUAGUUUAGUUCUGUGAUCUUUCAAUACAUGCUUCUGGUAAGUACAUCAGGCGUAAAAAAAAAUACCUGUGGUUCCGGUUCCCGUGUGAUCUUUCAAUACAUGCUUCUGGUAAGUACAUCAGGCGUAAAAAAAAAUACCUGUGGUUCCGGUUCCCGACCCUAUUUAUUUUCUGCCGACCCUAUUAUUUUUUCAACACGAUUGACUGUGCGACCCUAUUUUCUCCAGGUGGUUGCGGGCUGCUCAUACAGCGUGCCAAAAUGGCGUCUGUUGUCACACUAAUUAUUGAGCAAAAUUGCCUAAAUUCGUCGAUAGGAAAUACGCAUCUCUAGUUAAUAUUGAUGUCGGGACUCUACUGCAAAUCGCCCAGCAAAAAAACGCCAAAACCAUGAAAAAAAUAUUCAAAAAAAAAAAUGAUUUCCGACCUACCGACCCUAAUUUUUUCACGAUAUGAAACCGGAACCACAGGUACAUUUUUUUUACGCCUCACCUUGGCCAUAGACCCUUGUUUUUGUGUACAGUACAUGGCAUUGGUUAGAGUCCAACGGUGCAAUCACGAAAAAAGGCUGUAUAGCCAAGGUGGCGACAUACUCUCUGGAAGCGUUUAAUAUAUUAGCAGGACGUGGGAUGUUUAUUUGGUAAUGAGAAACACUGGAAGCAAGGGUGAAAAGUGGCAGGAUUCUGGAUUUUAAGAAGUUAUACGACACAGGGAUAAAUUAUAAAGUUCUGUGGGAACAUUGGGGUAGUAAACUUUCUAGUAGUAUUUCUCUAUUUUAAUUAAUUAAUAAUUUGGUCUCAAUCCCAGUCUGAAAGCCCCUGAAAUAUCACUGCCUGUCUAGUCAAACAAGCACCUCCUCAACUCUUUAGAGUCAAGAGGAGCAGUCCUCAUUGAUAAGAAUGCUGUAUUGCUGUAUCCUUCCAAAAAUACAAAUAUACCAAAAGGAUCUUAGAAAAGUUGAAGAAGCUCUCAAAAAUCAGAUGUCAUAUAUCAGGAAGCUCGACCAUGACAUUGAACGAGACUCACAAGUGUUGGACGAGUUGUACAAAGUUCUGUGUAAACAACAAGAUGAAAGAUUGCAUCAGUUUGAACACAUUGCUCUGGAGAAAAAAUGUACAAAGAUGUUUGUUAUGGCUAUUGAUGCAGAUUUAAAGAAGAGAAGACAUCAACUAGAAGACCAGGUAGCACAAUAAUUACAUCAUGACAUGUCACCAGAUAUUUUUUUUAUGUCAUUUUAGAUAAGUAUAUAACGGAAAGUAGCCAGGACCUUGUGGAUAGAAGAAAGUAUCUAUUUGAUUUACAUAUUCAAUAUUUUGUCAUGUUCUAGAAUGUCAAUAUUCUUGGAAAAUUUUUUAUUUAUUUAUAUAUAGCAAUAUUUGUACAAUUAUAAAAACAUCCUUUCACUGAGAAUACUGCACGUCCUCCAAGACAAUUAAAAGGCUAAAAAUUAAGUGUUGCUACCCAAAGAUGCGAGUUCGAUUCCGCAUGAGACAACAAUUUUUUUAUUGUUUUCUGCUGUGCCAGAAUAAAUGUGAAACUAGUUUUUCAUACCUCUGAGGAUGGUUCACUGAAAAUUCUUCUACAAAAAAUAUAAUAAAUUUCUUAUACCUAUUCAGCAUUGUGCCUGUCUCCAAGGCCAGUUCCACCAUCAGGAAUGCAGGAAAUGGUGCUUCUUUGUGAGAGUUAUAUACUCUUCUUGCAUCAUGUGCAAGUUUCAGCAAUGGUUGCUGUGCAUCCAUUUUCCUGCAGCGUUCGGUGGGUUGGAUUACGGCUGGGUCCUAUCUUAGCUUCAUUUUCCUAUAUCCAAUUCUUCUUACGUUUUGUUUAUAUAAUAUCUCUAAAUACUUGCAACUCUAAUACCAUGGUAAUACCAUCUUGGUUCUCAUCUCUUUACCUGUCAAUAAAAUUUCAAAUCUUGAUUUUAAUAACUUCACAACUCCUAGAAAUGUCAACGAAAAUGAAUAAUAGUUUUGGCCUGCUGUUGCAGUUUUCGCUAUUUCGAGCGGGCCAUUUUGGCAGUUCAAAAACAGAAAUUGCAGACCGUAAUUCAUUUGCCCUUCCAAAAAUAUUUCAGGCCAUCUUUCUAUAUUCUUUCUACGUUCCGGUACGGUUGAAAUGGCACACAGGUUGCAACAAGGUAACAUUAAUACGUGUCUUUAUGAGUUUCGAUUCUCAUUCUCAGUGAUUUUUCGGUUUCCCUAGAUUGACGUGAACCAGGGUAUUGUUCAACAUAUCAAAGCCGCCAUUCGAGACAAUGGCGAGACGAAAGAGAGAAAACAUGAGCUGGAGGAAGCGCGCAAACUCACUGCCAACUUGCAUACGAUAUUACAACGAGUUCUCGUGGCAAUAAGAGAUACAAUAAGAGAAUCUUUAGAGAGUGAAAGAUUUCAACUGCAUGACAACCAGACGAUUGUGGUGGAAUAUCUCAAGUGCAAGGAAAUGUCUGAGAAACAGAAAACAUUGGCAAAACGUCAAAUGGAAAAGAAGGUUAAGCCUGGUUUCCAUUAAAUCGUAAUCAUCGCAAUAGUCGCGGAACGCAGACAUCGCUAUCGCAAAAAUCGAAGUCUAUCUUUGCGACUUUGUCGUAAGAGUCUUAGUUAUCGGUGUGACUCAAGUUUCCAAUAAAUCGCAGUUUUUAUUACAAUUUGCGCGUUUUUUAAAUCGUUGCGACGCUUGCGAUGCGGUUCUUGCGAUAAUUACGAUUUAAUGGAAACCAGGCUUUAUACAAGCAUACAAGAUGAAAUGAUAAUACGUAUUUUGAAACAUGCUGUUUAUAUAAGUGCGGUUUUGUGACCUCCUAUUAAAAUGUGUAAUAUUUGCAUGGCUCCUAGCUGAUUGCACAUGUACGCGAAUAUAAUAGGCGUUAACCACUGGCGUUAACCAAGGUCGCAUACUGCCAACUCUCAUGCAUUCUUGUCCUUGUUUGAUCCGGACUUAAGAAAGGCUAGGGAACGCUAAAAAACCUGAGGAAGGCUAUGAUAAGGUAAGGACGAAUAAGCUAGGGAACGCCAGGAUAAGCUAGGGAACGCCAGGAACGCUAAAAAACCUGAGGAAGGCUAUGAUAAGGUAAGGACGAAUAAGCUAGGGAACGCCAGGAUAAGCUAGGGAACGCCAGGAUAAGCUAGGGAACGCCAGGAUAAGCUAGGGAACGCCAGGAUAAGCUAGGGAACGCCAGGAUAAGCUAGGGAACGCCAGGAUAAGCUAGGGAACGCCAGGAAACGCCAGGAUAAGCUAGGGAACGCCAGGAUAAGCUAGGGAACGCUAAAAAAGCUGAGGAAGGCUAUGAUGAGAUAGGACAAAGCAAGACGAAGGAGGGCGAGACGACCAUGGUCUCUCAAGAUACGAUGGUCUGGAAACUAAACAGUAGUGUUUGUUACAUGUUUUUGUCUGAGUUUAUGUUCAUUUUUGCACUGAUUGAGCUCAUUGUAUUUUCGUAUAAUUAAGUAACUGCCCAAUGGGGAUAGCUGAGAUGAAACGUGCAGCUACAAUGAAUAUUAUAUAAUACCUUAUUAAAUUCUAAUCGUUUAAUUGGCUGUUUAUGGUCACGUGAUAUUGAAUAGAAAAUUCCAUUUCCCAAGAGUGCAAUGGAACGCGUUCCAUUGCACUCUCCGCGAGUGCAAUGGAAUAAAACGUAUAGUAUAAAUUCCAUUUCCCAAGAGUGCAAUGGAACACGUUCCAUUGCACUCUCCGCGAGUGCAAUGGAAUAAAACGUAUAGAGCAAUUGCACUCUUUGUGUUUUCGAUAAAUCGCAUCCCUCAAAAUGCUUCUCAUACGAAUCUAUUAGUCUAUUUUUCUGGAAUAAAACGUAUAGUGCAAUUGCACUCUUUGUGUUUUCGAUAAAUCGCAUCCCUCAAAAUGCUUCUCAUACGAAUCUAUUAGUUUAAUUUUGGUAUUAUAUAAAACAAAUAAUGAAUGUUUCUUCGUGCAAUGGUAAGAAUAUUUUCAUUCGGUGAAAGAUGGAAUGUUCCAUUCAACUCGGCUGUCGCCUCGUUGAAUGGAACAUUCCAUCUUUCACCUCAUGAAAAUAUUCUUACCAUUGCACUCAUAAACAUUCAUUAUUUGUAUAAUAUUUAAUGAAGUUGAGACAAGGGAUUUGUGUAAUACAGUUCAACAUCAAACAAAGGUAUAAAGUUUGUUCGUUCACUGCAACCAGGUAUAUCAGCUCGCUACUCUGGUUUAAAUAAAUGAUUACAAAGCCCAGUCGAAUUGUAAUCAAGACCCAACGUUUCGACACUCCAGUCUAGUGUCUUCAUCAAGGCUGAUCUAAAACUGUGAUCGUGGCUUCUUAAAUACCCAAGGGAUGACGUCACCUGCCAAGAAGAUGCAUAUAUUCCUCUGGCAAAUAGGCACCGUCAUCCCUAUUCAAAGCAUGAUGCCUCAUAUUUAUAUGCCACGCUUCUAGGCAAAGUCUUUGACCAUAUUUUGUGCCUUUGAAGUUUGUCGGGAUUCCAGACCAUCAUAUCUUAAUAGAAUAUGUUUAGACCAUGCAUUAACACAAUGCAAACUUAGGGUUCAGUCAAGUGAAACACCCAAUAUUAACAGCCAUUACUUCAACUCUAUGUAUCUACAGUAAAUAACUUAGUGCUCUUUUUCCAACUCAUCGUUUGAUUUAGGUUCGAGCUAUGAGUAUAUUGGAGAACUUAAAACGUAUCAAAGAAGAUGUAACAAAGGACGAAGGUGUGGCUAGCGCUACCAUAACUAGUCAUUCGGGAGUACGACCAACUGAUGGUAGGUAUAGAUUAACCGGUUUCAUGAGUGGAAUUUUUAUACAUUUAUUAUACCUAACUAAGAGCAGUUGCGGAUCAAAGGCCGUUGAGGCCGACUCACAGAUGAGAUCAAAUGAAAGUGACAGAAAGAAUUAGAGCAGUUUGCAGUUGUUUUUGCAAACGGGCACUGUGCGAAUUUUGCCAUCUGUCGUGCUUCUUUUGCCAAAUCAAAAGAACGAACGCGUGCUCCAGCCCGAUUUCCAGUUCUGAACAGUCCGAUUCGCAGGCAAACAGUGCACGCAAAGCAGGCUGGUCAUUUCCCAUUAUUUAACUGUCCCACACUCAAGUAAAAAAUCAGUCAAAAAUGCAACUAUCAGCCCUCUGGCAGGAAUCCAACCUGCGGCCCUGCAAAUCCCCUCGAGAAUUGGUUAUAUCGAGUGAAGUGCCCAAAAUCCUGGCAUGAUAAUUGCACGAAUUACUGGUUUACUGUAGAAGAAAACUGGUAUUACAUCACUGUUCAAAGUAAAGAUAAAGCCGUAAAGAAUAGGUGCUAAUCAUCGUUGCUGUGAAUUCGAACUCUAUCUAUACGAGACUUCUUAACGAGAGUUAGUAGCAUUAAGAGUGUUUUUCAAACAGUAAAAACCUAAAAUGCCUUUCAAUACCGCUAUAUCUUCGCUGAGAAUCAAAAGUACCUCCAAAUCAUCUGCCCAUGCUGACUAAACCAAAAGUAGGCACUCUAAGUUCUGUGCUCAGGAUUUUAUAGCAUUGUGAGAAAUUUUUCUGCGUAUUAACACUUCAUCUUUGCCCCUUGUAAAUUAUUUCCUAACUGACAGGGUUUCCAACAGAAGCCGGCUUUCGGCGAAUUUCGCCGCUUAUAAUGCAGACAAACGCCGGUUGUUUCUCGAAAUGAUUUCCUUCUUACCACAGAAAUGUCAAGCGAAAGGUUUCAUGUUUUUAAAACACGAUAUUCUUCGUUAAAUGUUUUGGAUAAUCUGACUAAAGCUCCAAAACAACUCUCGAAAAUGACCGGAAAUGCUAUUGAAAUUUCAAAAUCUUCACAGAACCUUAGGCACCAUCGCAGGGUUUCCAAAUUCUGUUGGAAAUCGUGCUUACACCUUUCUUAUAUAUUCGCCCGCUCAUUCUUGUAAGCUCUGCCUCUGAUAUGCCACUAUCUUUUUCAUUUGCAGUUAUCAGUGACAGCCACUUACCUGAGUAUCAAACACUAAGUGAACGCGUCACGGCUAUUGUAAACAACCCCGAACACCCAUUUGGAGAAGAGUUUGCAAAAUUCACCAGAUACAUACGAGGAUCGUGUCAGGAUAUUUUGGAUGGUGUGCAAUCCUCGAGGGAAGGCGGCGAGAAACGAAAAAAGAACACUGCGAGCUUUGAAAACGGCUACCUACUUGUUGACUGCGAUGGCACGUCCCAGGAAGAAUAUUUAACACCAUUAGAGAAAUUGUGUGAACAAAUUAAGGAGCACUCUGAUCGUACAGCUCAAUUUUUUCUGGAGCAAUUCAAUAGUGUAUACUCCGAUGUGUUAAAACGCAAGUUACAAUUGUGCUAUGAGGAGAAUUUUUACACUCAAGUUGGUAGAGAUAUAAUGAAAGUUUACGAGACGGCGUAUAAAAAACACAAAGAAAAAAUGAUUCAUGACCUGGAGUUUCUUUCAACGUACCCCAUCGGCUGCCUAGAUCUGGGCAUGAAGGAUGAAUGGUGGUUGGAAUUAUUCGAAAAACGUCGUCAGGCAACCAUUGCCAGGCAACGCUCAGCGAGUAAUCCAAUUCCACGACGCAGUUCGAGGAUUGAAACUAGGUUCAGAUCUGAUUCCUCUACACCUCCAGAAAGUGAAAGCUCAUCUACCACCUCGAGUUCAUCACGAUCCUCCAAUGCGUCCUCUAAAGACCAUGUAUAUACCCACACGCAGGCCUCUAAAGAACACAAAAAACGAUCGCCGGGUAGUAUACGCAGUAAAAUGAUCAGUUUCUUGCGACGAAAGUCAGAGGAAGUGAGCGGAGGAAGUAAAAUUGAGAACAGAAAUAGCAAAGGUGAUAGUUGCUAUGAUAAUUAUGACAGUUUUAAAGCGAACAAAAUGUCAGGCGAAAUCGAAGCUUAUAUUCCUAAUGGCACUUGUACCAAUAACAAUGAGCAAGCUUAUAUUCCAAAUGGCACUGAAAACAACGGGAAUAGUUCGAGCUUGCCUGUAGGCAUAGGAAAUCUUAAUGAUAAUCAAAAUCCAACCUCAAGGUCGUCGACUGCGAUCUAUGAAAAAGACACUACGAAAAAUGAACAUACUAAGGUGGAAACACCACAAUACGAGAACGAACUUUCAAAAUUUUCAAAGUAUUUUGGACCAUCUUUAGAUUGCCUCAAGGAUGUUUUUGAAGUACCAUCCGUGUUUGGAAAGCUAAAAUGCUUAACAAAAUCUUUAACCAAAGUGACUAACGCGGUGCAGGAAUUAAGGCAACAAGUCUUAGACAGAGUUGAUGAGAAUAACGAGACAAAAUCUUUAACCAAAGUGACUAACGCGGUGCAGGAAUUAAGGCAACAAGUCUUAGACAGAGUUGAUGAGACCAUCUCUUUAGCCAUUACCGCUGACGAUCUGCUGCCGCUGAUGGUACUUAUUAUACUACAAAUGGACCCAGCGGACGCCUCCGCCAUUGUGGUCGAGUUGAAAAUGAUGCAAGACUUAAUUCCAAAAUUUUUAAGCUUUGGCUGUCAUGGUUGGGCGCUCGUCGAGUUUGACAUGGCAAGCAAAGUUCUGCAGUCAUUGUGCACACAGUUUGACUGGAGUACGACAUUUACUUCUUCGUAACUGGUUAGUUGUAUAACUAAAUAAUCAACUGCUUCGUCAUGCGCCCUCAAGAAAGCCCUGGGGACGAGGCUGCUAAAUAUUAACUUAUACUUAGGCCCCAGUUUAUAUACGAUACCGGAUUUGCAUCGGAGCGAGUCGAGCGACAUCAACUAAGACGCUUUUCGACCUCUUACAACUUUUCAUAUUUGAACUUUUUGACUAAUUCUGUUAUAUUAUCAUAAUUUUGAGUGCUAAACUCCCCUUAAAACUGUAAAAUUUGAUGUCGCUCCGAUGCGAAUCCGGUAUCGUGUAACUGGGGCUUUAUUAAACUACUGUAUAUGCAUGGGGGACAUUCAUAUUGUCUUUGUAUAAUUGUAUUCAGGUAGUAAAACAAGUAUUAACAUGUGUGACAUUUCAUAAAAUUUAUCGGGCGAAACUUUUUUUUUAAUUAAAAUCGAAACUAAAUCUAGGUGUAGUGUGUCUAUUUCUUAAAUUUGUCUAAGAUAUUUCAACUCACUUACCAUAAGACUGAUGCAGUAUGAUGAUGUGUUAACUGUACCAGUCGAGAAACAGGAGCGAAAACGAGCACAUCACGAGAAAAAACAGAAUCCAGACACGAAAACUUGCAUUGUUCUUGAUUGCCUGUCGAAAAU